UGCAUAGGCACAUGUGUGUCUUCGUAUGUAAGGUAUGUGCAUGUAAUUUACAGUUUAGCUUGUCAGUCGCAUUUCCCUUUUUGAACGUAGUUUUAUUGAACUCUUGUAAUAUUAUUUUAAAAGAAAAGUAUAAUGGAUCGCUAUAAUCGUGCCUGGAGAGAUCCUAGGUCUCCACUGACGCCCCUAACGCCACUUACGACGCGGGUGUUCACUUUUGAUAAUACACCGUCGCCAACUAGGCCAAACUUGCGCAGGUCACAAAACGAAAUAAAAUUUCGAAGGCCUAAGCUUAACCAUCUUACCGUGCCGCAUCAAACAGUGGAAACAACACGAGGUUCAACCGGUGAUUGGGGCCCAAAACACUUUUCGCAGGAUUUUAUGCGCAUUCGAUCUGUUUUUUCGCCAUCCGCUCAGAGCACGGCGUCUCAAACUGGCACAACCACGCCCCGUUCCCAAUCCAGUCAACAAACUGGCGGAACCGUUGCAGAAGCCCAUUCAAAACGUCAGUUUAAGCGCAGCUCUCCGGUGGAUCAGCCUACACUCAGUCCCCGUGUGAGUUCCCUGCUGAGUCGCACUGGAAAUGAGCACUUGACCGAAUUGUUUACACGUCAAGAAAUUGAUCUGCAAAUACUCAUACAGAUGACAUUGGAAGAUCUGGAGUCUCUUGGCGUCCGAGGCGUUAAGGAAUUGAAAUUAGCUAUUGAUGUAAUCAAAUUCGCCAAAAAGUUCUUCUAGUUGUGUUUUUACGUUCAUUACUGUACCCAUUUUCAUUACUGUACCCCAUUUGCAUUACUGUACCCCAUUUUAUAUGUGUCCAAUUAAUUGAUAAGAAAUAAUUGUUUUACGGAAUAUAUAUGUCGAUCAUUUGUGAAACCAA
Molecule: messenger RNA, 877 nt
Organism: Drosophila montana
Lineage: Eukaryota; Metazoa; Arthropoda; Insecta; Diptera; Drosophilidae
Gene: gnu
Product: giant nuclei
Exons: 2
Coding region: 133-735 (200 amino acids)
Molecular function (GO): protein binding
Source: RefSeq, a predicted model, not a curated record